Molecule: messenger RNA, 3809 nt
Organism: Blastomyces gilchristii SLH14081
Lineage: Eukaryota; Fungi; Ascomycota; Eurotiomycetes; Onygenales; Ajellomycetaceae
Product: peptidylprolyl isomerase
Exons: 3
Coding region: 96-2000 (634 amino acids)
Biological process (GO): protein folding; protein peptidyl-prolyl isomerization
Molecular function (GO): protein binding; peptidyl-prolyl cis-trans isomerase activity
Source: RefSeq, a predicted model, not a curated record
CUCCAUCCCAAGCAGCACGGUACGCCGCAGCAGCCUCGAUCCACGCGCCUCUGGCUUAUUGGUUAUACUAGCCUUGUAAACCUCUUGUUCCUCUGAUGCGGAUCCCGACAAUGGCUGAGCGAGAGGAAGAAAACAAAAGCACAACCUCCAACAAGCGGCCUCAUUCCCAGCUGGAGGACGCUCGAAUGAAUGAUGAAUCCUCGUCAUCAGAAGACGAUUUUGGCCCUGCUUUACCUUCCGCCAUACCCAAAAAGAAGCGACGAAAGCUACCCUACGAAAAGGUCUAUGUAAAUGCUCUCCCAGUUUCAGCCCGAUAUUCAAAAUCCUUAAUGCACAAGGACCAACUCUCCUUCGUUACCUUAACUCCUCAUACCGACUUCCUUAUUACGAGCUCUAUUGAUGGGGUGGUUAAAUUUUGGAAGAAAAUGCCUGUUGGUGUAGAGUUUGUGAAGGAAUUCCGAGCCCAUAUUGGAGAGUUGAAGGGGGCGAGUGUGAGCCUAGAUGGGAGGAGCUUCGCAACAGUUGGAGUAGAUAAAACGGUUAAAAUAUUCGAUGUGAUUACGUUCGAUCUCCUGGCUGUAAUAACAUUGGAUUAUGUCCCGAGGUGUGUAUGUUGGGUACAUAAACGAGGCGCAUCGUUGCCUCUGUUGGCUGUGAGCUGCGAUUCUAGUAGCGGCAUUAUGAUUUACGACGGACGAGGAGAAAACCCUCAGCCCAUCCACACGUUAACAUCAAUCCAUCGGUUCCCGGUUGUCGCCAUGGCCUUUAAUGAUGCAUAUGACUGUGUGAUUUCUGCAGAUGAAACCGGCAUGGUCGAAUACUGGCGACCACACACUUCAUACGAAAAGCCAGACAAUGUGUUUGAACUGAAAUCUUCCACCAAUCUCUUCGUUUUCAAAAAAUCCAAGUCGGUUCCAUCUUCCAUUACGAUAUCCCCAUCAGGUCACCAAUUCGCGACUUUCUCCUUUCCUGACAGGCAGGUCAGAGUAUUUGACUUCCCAACUGGCAAAUUAUACCGCUCCUAUGAUGAAUCUAUUACGACACUCACCGAAAUGCAGCAGGCUGGAACGGCACUCUAUAAGCUCGAGGAAAUCGAGUUUGGGCGGCGGAUAGCAAUUGAGAAGGGACUUGAGAACCCCGCUACUGCGCCGAAGAUUAAUGUGAUCUUUGACGAGUCGGGCCACUUUGUGAUGUACGGCUCUAUUAUGGGGAUAAAAUGCAUCAACACAUUCACAAAUCGCGUUGUGAGAGUCUUUGGUAAAGAUGAACCAUUUCGUGCUCUCAACCUUGCUAUCUAUCAAGGGCAACCGCAGAAAAAAGGGGUGGUAACAGUUUCGAUGGCCGCCAGUGCAAAUCCUUUACUCCAAGAAGCGGAAGAACGGGAUCCUAUGCUCGCCAGUACCGGCUUUGCUAAGGUCCGUUUCUAUCUCUUCACAAAUGAAACGGAAGUUUCCAAGUCCAGUCGAGAUGUACAAAAUGAGAAGCCCGUUGGGACGCGUGAAGAUACUGCCGCUACCGCAGCCAAACCAGCAGAAACAGGCACAGCUGCAGUGCUUCAUACCACUCUAGGCGAUAUCCACCUUAGGCUUUUCCCUUCCGCAGCUCCCAAAACCGUGGAGAACUUCGUCACCCACGCACGCAAUGGUUACUACAACAAUACUAUAUUCCACCGGGUGAUUCGCAAAUUCAUGAUCCAAGCUGGUGACCCGCUUGGCGACGGUACAGGGGGUGAGUCGAUUUGGGGCGGCGAGUUUGAAGACGAGUUCUCGACACUUCGUCACGACAAGCCGUACACGCUCUCGAUGGCGAAUGCCGGCCCGAAUACAAAUGGAAGUCAAUUUUUUAUCACAACCGAGAAGACACCAUGGCUCGAUGGGAAACAUACGAUAUUUGGGCGGGCGGUUAAGGGGCUUGACGUGGUACAUAAGAUUGAAAACGUCAAGACGUACAAAGAAAAACCAGAGGAGGAGGUGAAGAUAGUCAGCAUAACCAUUACAUAAAAAUUCUUCAGUAAUAAAUAGUUCUGCGAACUCUGAUCUUGCAAUGCAGCCUUCUGCACGAGCAAGCUCUCUCUCUCCUCUUGAAUGCUCAAUCUGACCAAUAGAAACGGGAUUCGCGGAUAUUAGAUAUUCAGGUGUUCUAGAUAUACCUAGGCAUAACUAUGCGGGAUAUGUAUGUAUUCCAUGCCUGCAUGCGUGUCUCCAAACACCCAAUUGUUUGCGUGGGGGGGAGGUAAUAAAAAGGGUUGAUGUGGCGGCCAUAAUUGUCAAGCAAUGAGCACGGCCAAACCAACCAAUUAAGCUAUGAUAAACUCCGGAUUGGAGCGGACAAAAUUGUUAAAGACAGGUUAUUCCAACAGUAAUCAUAUCGACGUGGGACUCCUUUUGAUAAACUCAUUUCGAUGCCCGCGCGAUUAACUCUCCAUCUGAGAAGAAAAAAGUUCGCCGGUUUCACCUAUCUUCUUGUUGUGAGUUGAUCUUCGCAACAUCAGGCUGUCUGUCCCCUGGACCCAACUAUGCGUUAAAAACCCAUGUCUUUCUUUUCAACUUGAGGCUUAUGUAGCAGGCACUGCAAUGUCAUAGCUGUUCCUUUGAAGGAGAUUGUCCUCGCAUAUUCCUACUCCUCGGAUGUGCACGGGUGAAUUGCCCAGGCUCUAUCCCUCUAUGUGUUCCGGCGGAAGAGACAUCGUUUUCAAGACCCUUGGUGGGUGGAUGUGCAAGAUGUUGCUGUGGACCCCAUGUAUCGUCUCCCAGAGCUGCUGCGACUAAGUUUCUGGAGGUUGGUUGACGGCCGCUAUAGUUGCUCCGGCCGCCAUCUCCAUCAGCCACAGCGGAUUGGGCUGGAGUGAAAGGCGCUUGGUAAGCCCGCUUACGCUUAUGACGACGUUUUAAAUAAACCAAGAGGAGAGUAAGAGCGGUAAAUCCGAUGGCUAAUACAAUUAUCAUUACUACCCACCGCCAGUGGGUGGAGAACCUAUCGGAGUUUAGUGGACGAGAUUUAUAUUGUUCGACACCUUUCUAUUGUUGUUGGACGCAUCUUUGACAAAAGUGAAAGAAAGGUCGAGGAAUGGGAAACGAGAAUGCGAACAAUCGACAUACCAACUUGGCGGGGCUUCAUAAUGCACUUUUGAAGAUGUUUCGGUCCCAGGAUCCGGUCCCGCAUUGGACGACGUCGUGGUGGAUGUGGCGAGUGUUGUGGUUGUUUGGGUCACUUCGGGGUUGCCUGUUGCACAGAGUCCUGCAUACCACUGUUGCAGUGUAUUUAGCUCCGCCGGCGGACAUACGGCGUCGCAGACUCCAUUGGGAGAGCUAUGGAGGGCCUGUAGGAGGCUGGAUUGGCAAAAGCACGACCUAUAGGUGGCUUGAUCUGUUACCGGCGCUGCUGGAGGGACGCAGUUCGCCUGUGCCUCCUGGAGCAGCGGACACCCAACAGCGCACUCAGGAAAUGUCGCCGAGCCGGUAGUUGGUACAAGAGAUUGACAUACAACCGACGUAAAAACGACAGCGGAGAGAAAGAGGAACCUGGUCAUAACGGGCGUGUUUCGAUGCCAUAAAAUAAUACACAUGGAUAAUAGUAGGAGGGAAAUAAGUCGGCUUCCCUCAUUAUAGGGCUUCCGUGAUCUUCUGAGAACUGUUAGGGUGGCCGUUUCCGCGCAUUACCGGUGUAGUUCCCGUGGAGGAAGCUAGGUUCGAGGCACACACAUUCCUGAGUGAAGAGGCAUGGUCAUGGUUAGAGGCGAGCACAUUGAGCUGAUGGACAAUAUCCGGGUUCGGGAGAGAUGACGAUGUUUUUUGUUCGAUAACCACUGG